Molecule: messenger RNA, 1584 nt
Organism: Mercurialis annua (annual mercury)
Lineage: Eukaryota; Viridiplantae; Streptophyta; Magnoliopsida; Malpighiales; Euphorbiaceae
Product: vacuolar cation/proton exchanger 3-like
Exons: 11
Coding region: 65-1411 (448 amino acids)
Biological process (GO): calcium ion transmembrane transport; intracellular calcium ion homeostasis
Cellular component (GO): plant-type vacuole membrane
Molecular function (GO): calcium:proton antiporter activity
Source: RefSeq, a predicted model, not a curated record
ACUCGACUGGUAUAAUUUCUUAAUAUAUAUUUUUAUACAUAAAAAGUAUACAAUAUAUUAGUUAAUGGAUCGGUAUUCACUACAUGAAGAAGUCUCAUCAGACAUAGAAAAUGGGAAUAAUAAUAGUAGUAAUAAGAAUAAUAAUAAAAGUGCUCAGAAUGUAUCUUCUUCAAUUAUGCGUAAGAAAUCGGAGCCGAUUCUUGUUUCGGGGGGUAGAUUUCAAAUGCUUAGAGAUUUCUUGACCAAUCUGCAACAAGUUCUUCUUGGCACUAAGCUCGCUCUCCUCUUCCCUGCUAUUCCUCUUGCUAUUGUUGCUGAUUCUUAUAGCUUUGGCCGACCAUGGUUAUUUGCUUUGAGCUUGCUUGGACUCACUCCACUGGCAGAACGUGUCAGCUUCCUUACUGAACAGAUUGCAUACUUUACUGGUCCAACAGUUGGAGGACUCCUGAAUGCAACAUGUGGCAAUGCAACAGAACUGAUAAUAGCAAUAUUUGCUCUGUGCCAAAACAAAAUACAUGUUUUGAAGUAUUCUCUGUUGGGUUCAAUUUUGUCAAAUCUGCUUCUUGUUCUUGGGAGCUCUCUACUCUGUGGAGGCUUGGCCAAUAUGAAGAAGCAACAACUAUAUGAUAGAAAACAGGCUGAUGUGAACUCAAUACUUCUGCUAUUGGGACUGCUAUGUCACAUGUUGCCACUGAUGUUCAGAUAUGCUGCAGGAGAAGAAGACAUAGCAAGUAGCCAUUAUAGUACGCUUGAGCUUUCGAGAGCAAGCAGCAUAGUUAUGCUUAUAGCUUAUCUUGCAUAUAUCUUCUUCCAGCUUAAAACUCACAGGCAGUUGUUUGAUACUCAAGACCAGGAAUUAGAAGAAGGAGUAGAGGAAGAAAAAGCAGUGAUAGGAUUUUGGAGUGCAUUUUCUUGGUUGGUUGGAAUGACAUUAAUCAUAGCAUUACUGUCUGAGUAUGUUGUAGGUACAAUUGAGGCUGCAUCAGAAUCUUGGGGAAUUUCUGUCAGCUUUAUUAGCAUUAUCCUCUUACCAAUCGUCGGGAAUGCAGCAGAACAUGCAGGAUCAAUCAUUUUUGCUUACAAAAACAAGUUGGACAUUUCUCUGGGUGUUGCACUCGGAUCAGCGACUCAAAUUUCAAUGUUUGUGGUGCCAUUAUGUGUUGUAAUUGGGUGGAUAAUGCAUGUGGAUAUGGAUCUUGAUUUCAGUCUACUAGAAACUGGUUCUCUGGCUUUCACUAUUAUUAUCACUGCCUUCACUUUACAGGAUGGAACUUCUCAUUAUAUGAAAGGAGUGGUUCUGUUCCUGUGCUACAUUGUAAUAGCAGCUUGCUUUUUUGUUCAUAAAAUCCCUCAGAAUCUGAUUACUGUUGGACAACCAUUCAAUGGAGUCUUUGCUUCUUCUUCUUCUUAGCUGAGUACAGCAGUUAGAUUCAUUUCCUUUUUGGUGUGCGUCUGUAUGAAAGAGAGAACUAUACAGAGUUGAAAAUGACUAAGAAUUUAUGAUGUAAUAAGGUUUUUGUUUUUUCAUAACGUAUUCUAAUUUCAAGCAAUUAUUUAAGAAAGCUGGUCCUGAAUUAUCUGGCA